UGGAUUUUAUUUUUCUGAAAAAAGGAACAAUUACAAGGCUCAAGAUGGUAUUCAAUAGAGUGAAAAACUUUAUAUCCUACUGGUAUCUACAAUAUCUUUUGGCAACAUCUGUUUACAUGUUGGAGCCCCUGGAAAGAAGAGUCUUUAAUUGCUUGUUGAUUAUUGUGCUGGCGAUGUUCAUGUAUACAAGUUAUGUUUUCCUUCCGGGCCAUGCCAGAAUGAUUAUUUAUUUCAUAAAUACAUAUAUACUGGGAGGGAAUCCAUCAGAUGCAAGUGUUUAAGGAACAGAUGAGCAUGAAAGGGGGGAAAGCUUCGAAGAAGAAAUAUAGACGGACACAAAGUGAUCUCGAAGGUUGUUCUUUAUUAUGAAGAAAUGGUGCAAUGGAAACCAAAGAAAAAAACUAGAAAUAGAUUGAUUUACAGUUUACUUGUACAUACAUGUAAAUGAGUUUAUUAUAUUGUUACCUUCACCCUCAUUGGAAUUCGAAAUAGACAUGUGCUGAGUUUAUUGUCAUCAUCAAUUCCUCACAGUCAUUUGAAUCAAGUUGUUGUGUACAUAUAUGUUAUUCUAAAGAAGACAUGCCACUUCAUCAAAGAAAUCAUAAUUUACUUAAGGUUAGUCAAGAUAUGUCUGUGGCCCAUCAUUUAUUUCAACACCAUUUAUUCAUUGUUUAUUUUCUGGACAUAUUUUAGCUUUUAAUAUAUUGUACAUAUAAGCUGUACCAAAUGUUAAUUAUUAGAGGCAAUGUAUAGAAGCAGGAAAAUUUGUGUAAAGGCGUGUAAAUACUGCUCUUGUCAACAUUAUAUUAUUUUUUAUGCAUAAGUCCUUAUCUUGCCAUCAGUGUUUCUAAAGGUGUUAAUUACGCAUUUCUCAUUUGUGUCAUAUGAAAGUGCUACGCAAUGAUGCAGCCAUUAUGGUGAUAUAUGGAAAUAUUUUUACAAAUUUGAUUUCAAAGAUAUUUAUGUUUGAAUAUUUCUGUUAUCAAUAUUCCAUAUAAACCCAAUUCUUUGACCUUGCAGUACGCAAUCUUGGAUAUGAUCAGUACAUGUACUUUAUGGUGUGUUUUAGAGUUGUAUAACAUUGAUAUAUUCUGAUUCAUUAUUAUUAAAACCAAUUUUUUGUGUUUAAAUACAUGUAUAUAAACAAUGAGAUUGAGAAAAAAGACUUAUCAAUGUACCCUUAAUAUGAUGGGUUGGUAUGUGCCAUUUUGUUAUUCUAAGCUCUAUGUAGUACUUUUUCUAUUGGUUUUAAAAUUGAAUUAAAAGAUAUAAAGGCCUUUUGUCUUUCUUGUUUGCCCAUCUUCUUUGUGAAGAACUUCCAGACC
This is a messenger RNA of Saccostrea cuccullata (small rock oyster), 1325 nucleotides long. RefSeq names its product serine palmitoyltransferase small subunit A-like. The transcript has 2 exons. Gene Ontology annotation, cellular component: serine palmitoyltransferase complex. The record is from RefSeq and is a predicted model, not a curated record. Gene Ontology annotation, molecular function: serine C-palmitoyltransferase activity. Lineage: Eukaryota; Metazoa; Mollusca; Bivalvia; Ostreida; Ostreidae. Gene Ontology annotation, biological process: ceramide biosynthetic process. The coding region runs from base 45 to 281 and encodes 78 amino acids.